This is a messenger RNA of Paecilomyces variotii, 1047 nucleotides long. RefSeq lists its product as hypothetical. Bases 1 to 1047 code for a protein of 348 amino acids. The transcript has a single exon. NCBI's taxonomy places the organism in Eukaryota, Fungi, Ascomycota, Eurotiomycetes, Eurotiales, Thermoascaceae. The record is from RefSeq and is a predicted model, not a curated record.
AUGGAUACCGCAGUAUCUGCCCCCGGGGCAGGCCUCGAAGAAGCCAGACGCACUCCAGAACCAUCACCCCCUCCACCACCAAGUUCUCCCAUACUCAAGCAUCCAAAUGACCCGCGCGCAUUUCUACCACAGGGAGCUCAGAGGCGGAAAGUCCGCCACCUCAGGCGCCUCGCGAAGCCUCCGGAACCAGAGCUCCUCCACGCGGGCUGGCUCCCGCGCGAACUACGAGGGAAAUCUGAAGUCGAGGCGCGAGAGAAGCUAGAGAGAAAAGUGAAUCAGCGGAAGAACGCGAAGAAGUUUCUACAGAAACAGUUGCAGAAUUUUGAAGAGAAGGAGCAGCAGAAGGAAUUACAACAGAAGAGACAAAAGGAAUUGGAGGAGUGGAUUGCGAAAAGUGGAUGGGAGGAAAAAUAUGCCCAAGAGGAACUGAUGGAAGAAGAGAAGCAGCAGAUGGAGCUGAGCGAGGAUGAGAUACAGUUACAUGCUGAGUUGGAGAUGCAUGUGCAAGAGUGGGAGCAGCAUGAAGUACAGAUAUAUCUCGAGCUGCGGUUCUAUUUAGACCAGUUGGGACAAGAGACGGAGGAGAGUGAGCUGCAGCUCUGUUGGGAAGAGACACGGAGAUCUAUUGAGGAACUGCCGUGGUUCGUCUCUGUGGAGAAUUGGGUCGAGUUCGUCGUUUCCAAACUGCGUCAGUUCAGAGAUAUCGUCCUCCAAGGACUUCAUUGCCUUCAAAAUAUUCGCAUCACUUACCACGGGGCCAGUCGUGGGAAACAGGAUCUCAAAGACAGAACGUCGAGGAUACAAUUCACUUUUGCUGGACCUACAACCACGGAUGAAGACAUGCAAGACAGAGAUUCUGAUGAAAACGCAUACCAAUACGAAGGGACUAUGAGAUUUCUGCCGAUUAUGACAGGUGCAGACCAGCAACUUCAGCCAGCUCCACGGAAGCGGGACUUUCAGGACCUGGAGACAGAAGAUUCGAAUGCAUCAGAGGCGGACGAACACCAUCCGAGGCAGAAGAGGAGAUGCGGUUGUAUCGCAAUCUAG